GCGCGGUGAGCCAAUCGCGAGCGCGUAUCCGCGCGCCCCUGAGUUCCCUUUUUGCCGGGUGGUUGUUCCGGAAAUCCCUGGCGGGUCCCUCGCUCUCUGUAACUUUGUUCGCGCUUUAAUCCCUCAACCGCCUUCAUCGUUCUUCUUCUUCGUCUUCUUGUUGUUGUUGAUUAUCACUGGACGGCGUUUAGCGUAACGCCAUGGCCGUUCGCCUGGCGUUCGUCGCCCUUGUCGCCGCGUGGGCCCGUGGCGAGGCGUGGGACCGUGCGGGUUACGUCCUCUACUGCCCCUGCAUGGGGCGCUUUGGGAACCAGGCCGACCAGUUCCUGGGCUCGCUGGCGUUCGCGCGAAUGCUGAACCGCACGCUGGCCGUGCCCCCCUGGGUGGAGUAUCGCCACCACACGCCGCCUUACACCAACGCGCACGUCCCGUACGCGGAGUAUUUCCAACUGGAGGCUCUGAGCAAGUUCCAUCGCAUCGUGAGCCUGGAGCACUUCAUGGAGCACCUUGCCCCGGACCACUGGCCCCCGGCCGCCCGCACCGCCUACUGCUUCGAGGCGGCUGCGACACGCAGCCCCGAUAAGCGCUCGUGCCCCAUGAAGGACGGCAACCCCUUCGGGCCUUUCUGGGACCAGUUUGGAGUGGACUUUGUUCAUUCGGAGGUGUUUAACAGCCUCUCCUACCAUCCACACAGCAUGCAGCGCUGGCUUGACAAGUACCCGGCUGACAAGCACCCGGUGCUCGCGCUGCCCGGUGCGCCGGCACAGUUUCCCGUGCUCCCUGAACAUCGCCGCCUCCAACGCUACGUCGUGUGGUCACACAAGAUGGUCUCCGAGGGCAAUCGGCUCAUCAGCGAUCGACUAGCGAGGCCUUACCUGGCCAUUCACCUGCGGGUCGGCUCAGACUGGCACAACACGUGCGCCCUCCUGCGCGAGGGCAAGGUGGGCUCGCACCUCAUGGCGUCGCCGCAGUGCGUGGGCGACGACCUCGCAACGGCGCGGCCCCUCACCCUGGCCAUGUGCCUGCCGAGCGUGACGGACGUGACUCGCGCCGUUCGUGCCUGGGCCACGCGCAUCGGCGCGCGCUCGGUCUACGUCGCGACUGACUCGCAAGACUACUCCGAGGAGAUUGGCGAGGCUCUGCAAGGACAGGUGAAAGUGGUGGCUGUGAAGCCAGACGUGGCGCAGCUGGACCUGUACGUGCUGAGCCAGGCUGACCACUUCAUCGGGAACUGCGUCUCGUCGUUCACGGCCUUCGUGAAGCGCGAGAGAGACGUACACGGGCGGCCGUCAUCCUUCUUCGGCAUGGACGAUGCCGUCAGCACUCGCAACGAGGAGCUCUGAAUGUGAAUGCAAUUUCUGGGAGCAAAAAAAAAAAACCUAUUGAAACUGUGCGUGCGAAAAGCCUUUAUUUACGUCUUUUGGUUAUUGACCAUCGUAUGAUACUUGGGAACAUUUUUUCAGAUCAAAGUAUUUAUUGAACUGAUAAUUCAAAUAAAUGUCGGAUUUAAUGUUUUAAAAUAAUGAUGUAACCGGUAAAUGACUGCCUCCGGGUUUUUGGCACAAUUUUGUGCAGUUGUAUAAAUGUAAACUUUUUUUGUAUCUCAUGCCUGUCAAAUUGUAUUUUAUUGAGCGUAAUGGAAUUGCAUUCUGAUCUAAAUUCAUGCGGAAGUUAGCAACACUCACAUUUUUUAAAUAUUUAACAGUUAAGCAAAUGUCAAGACAUGUAUAUUGUUUUCGUGUACAUUUGUCCUGCUAUAUUUAACUUGUGUUGGCCGAGGCUGCAUCUAUCCUCUUGUAGUAAAAAUACAAGCCUGGAAAUGCACAAGUGCCAGACUAUGGGGUGAUUGAUGUUGGGUUGUACCAGCUUGGUCAUGUAUUUUUUUGUAAAGGUGGCGAUGGAGGAAUUUAGGAGUAUUGAAACAAAAUUGGAAUUGGCUGCAGAAGUUUGUGCAACGACUACUUCAAGCCAACAUUGCAUGAAGCGGCAAAUUUACUUUCUAAAAACGAUCACUAUACAAUUCUGUGAACAAUUAACAAAAAACUGGAGACCACGAAUUUCGAUUGGUUGUAUCGAAUUGCUAGUGUCAUGUUUGCAUUGAUCACAAAAGUAUAAACUAAUAUACAAGUUGCUCUUGUACAGUUUUUGCAUAAAUCUAUUUUAGUUAGGUUAAGGACUACAUUUAAGUUUCAACUUGAUUACAUGAACACCUAUGCUGGAAAUAGUUCUAUAGAUUGGGCCCUUCCCUGUUUUAUUUGGCUUUUGUCAACAAAACCCACGUAUAAACUACAAAACGACAUUUUUGAAAACAUCGCUUUAAUAUGAGUGCUGAUAGCUGUAAACGAUCAUUGCACAGUUGCCAAUGGGAAAGUCUUUGCCUUUAUUACCUGUCAACUCGAAAUGUUUACUUUUGUUUCUGUGAAUAAAAAAAUAUUUUAAAAUA
Molecule: messenger RNA, 2443 nt
Organism: Petromyzon marinus (sea lamprey)
Lineage: Eukaryota; Metazoa; Chordata; Hyperoartia; Petromyzontiformes; Petromyzontidae
Gene: POFUT1
Product: protein O-fucosyltransferase 1
Biological process (GO): regulation of Notch signaling pathway; Notch signaling pathway; protein O-linked glycosylation via fucose
Cellular component (GO): endoplasmic reticulum
Molecular function (GO): peptide-O-fucosyltransferase activity
Source: RefSeq, a predicted model, not a curated record